Molecule: messenger RNA, 4456 nt
Organism: Acinonyx jubatus (cheetah)
Lineage: Eukaryota; Metazoa; Chordata; Mammalia; Carnivora; Felidae
Gene: KDM1B
Product: lysine demethylase 1B
Exons: 21
Coding region: 218-2683 (821 amino acids)
Molecular function (GO): zinc ion binding; oxidoreductase activity; protein binding
Source: RefSeq, a predicted model, not a curated record
CCUGGGGACUGUCAGAGCCCUGUCACCUGGGGAGCGUCUGCCGCCGGCGGCGAGCCCACACUCCGGGGGUAGGAACUCCCUGGCUCGUCCUUCCCAGCCGAGGUGUGGCGGCGGGGCGCCCUCACAGCCCUGCAGGUGUUGUAGGAAUCUUCCCGGCGCAGCCACCACGCGUUCAGACACGAGCGGCAUUGCCAGGUUGCUGGGAUUUUCUGAAACAAUGGCGACCCCUCGGAGGAGGACAAAGAAAAAGGCAUCUUUUGAUCAUUCUCCAGAUAGCCUGCCUUUGAGGAGCUCCGGUAGGCAGGCCAAGAAGAAAGCAACAGAGACAACAGACGAGGAUGAAGACGGCAGUUCAGAGAAGAAAUACAGGAGAUGUGAAAAGUCAGGCUGCACAGUAGCGUGUCCCGUGUGCUUUGCAAGUGCUUCUGAAAGAUGUGCCAAAAAUGGCUACACGUCCCGAUGGUAUCACCUCUCCUGUGGGGAGCAUUUCUGUAACGAAUGCUUUGACCAUUACUACAGAAGCCAUAAGGAUGGAUAUGACAAAUAUACUACCUGGAAAAAAAUAUGGACUAGCAACGGGAAAACCGAACCUAGCCCCAAAGCUUUCAUGGCAGACCAGCAGCUCCCGUACUGGGUUCAAUGUACAAAACCUGAGUGUAGAAAAUGGAGACAACUUACCAAGGAAAUCCAUCUUACUCCACAGAUAGCAAGGACCUACCGAUGUGGUAUGAAAUUGAAUUCUACUACUGUUAAGCCUGAGACCUCAGAUCAUUGUUGCCUUCCAGAGGAUCUAAGGGUGUCGGAAGUUUCCAACCACUGGUGGUACUCCAUGCUCAUCCUCCCUCCUCUGCUGAAAGACAGCGUGGCGGCACCCCUGCUCUCUGCCUACUACCCCGACUGCGUGGGCAUGAGCCCCUCCUGCGCCAGCACGCACCGCGCGGCCGGCAGCACCAGCCCCGGGAAGCUGGAGCCCUCCAAGGCGGCCCCCUCUGCGCUGGCUCCAGGCAUGAACCGGUACUUCCAGCCUUUCUAUCAGCCCAACGAGUGCGGUAAAGCCCUGUGCGUGAGGCCAGACGUGAUGGAGCUGGACGAGCUCUAUGAGUUCCCGGAGUAUUCCCGAGACCCCACCAUGUACCUGGCUCUGAGGAACCUCAUCCUCGCGCUGUGGUACACUAACUGCAAAGAAGCUCUUACACCUCAGAAAUGUAUUCCUCACAUCAUCGUUCGGGGUCUCGUGCGCAUCCGAUGCGUUCAGGAAGUGGAGAGGAUACUUUAUUUUAUGACGAGAAAAGGUCUCAUCAACACAGGGGUUCUUAACGUCGGCACUGACCAGCAUCUUCUUCCUAAAGAUUACCACAACAAAUCAGUCAUCAUUAUCGGGGCUGGUCCAGCAGGAUUAGCAGCUGCUAGGCAACUGCAUAACUUUGGAAUUAAGGUGACUGUCCUGGAAGCCAAAGACAGAAUCGGAGGCCGAGUAUGGGAUGAUAAAUCUUUCAAAGGCGUCACAGUGGGAAGAGGGGCGCAGAUUGUCAAUGGCUGUAUCAACAACCCGGUAGCACUCAUGUGUGAACAACUUGGCAUCAGCAUGCAUAAAUUUGGAGAGAGAUGUGACUUAAUUCAGGAAGGUGGAAGAAUAACUGACCCCACUAUUGACAAGCGCAUGGAUUUUCAUUUUAAUGCUCUCUUGGAUGUUGUCUCUGAGUGGAGAAAGGAUAAGACUCAGCUCCAAGAUGUUCCCUUAGGAGAAAAGAUCGAGGAGAUCUACAAAGCCUUUAUUCAGGAGUCGGGGAUCCAGUUCAGUGAACUUGAACAACAGGUGCUUCACUUCCACCUGAGUAACCUGGAGUACGCCUGCGGGAGCAGCCUCCAUCAGGUGUCUGCUCGCUCCUGGGACCACAACGAAUUCUUUGCUCAGUUUGCUGGUGACCACACUCUGCUAACGCCUGGCUACUCUGUAAUCAUUGAAAAACUGGCAGAAGGACUAGACAUUCGGCUGGAGUCUCCAGUGCAGAGCAUUGAUUAUUCUGGAGAUGAAGUGCAGGUUACCAUGACGGAUGGGACAGGAUGUACAGCACAGAAGGUGUUGGUCACUGUACCUCUGGCCUUACUGCAGAAAGGUGCCAUUCACUUCAACCCGCCGCUGUCGGACAAGAAGAUGAAGGCUAUCAACAGCUUAGGCGCGGGCAUCAUUGAAAAGAUUGCCUUGCAGUUUCCAUACAGAUUUUGGGACAGUAAAGUUCAGGGGGCUGACUUUUUCGGUCACGUUCCGCCUAGUGCCGGCAAGCGGGGGCUUUUUGCUGUGUUCUAUGACAUGGAUCCCCAGAAGAAGCAGAGCGUGCUGAUGUCGGUGGUCGCCGGGGAGGCCGUGGCGUCCGUCAGGACCCUGGAUGACAAGCAGGUGCUCCAGCAGUGCAUGGCUGCCCUCCGGGAGCUGUUCAAGGAGCAGGAGGUCCCCGACCCCACGAAGUAUUUUGUCACUCGGUGGAGCACGGACCCCUGGAUCCAGAUGGCGUACAGCUUCGUGAAGACGGGAGGGAGCGGAGAAGCCUACGAUAUCCUCGCUGAGGAGAUACAGGGAAUGGUCUUCUUUGCUGGCGAGGCAACAAACAGGCAUUUCCCACAAACUGUUACAGGGGCAUAUUUGAGUGGUGUUCGAGAAGCAAGUAAGAUUGCAGCAUUCUGAAUAGAAUUUGUCUGGACCCAGCUUUCUUCUGUGCUCCAAAUGGUAAAGUUUGAAACACAUGUUAAACCUCACUUUCAUAAAAUCAAGACAAAAAAAACCUCCUCCUGAGAGCAUUAGCCCCAAGAAUCCUUUUGUAAGCACUUAUAUUUAAUUGCAUUUUCCACAGGUGUGACUAGGGCUGUCUUCUGUAUUUCAGAACAAAGCAGAAUAUAACCUUACAUUAAGACAGGAUUUCUUCCACGGUUGGAGAUUCCCUUUGAAUUUUGACAUCUUGUUUGGCUCAUCAGUUUUCAAGCAUUGAGAAACCAUUGUUUUCAAACAUCAAGAAACCAAGCAGCAAUCAUUAAAAAGGCAGAUAAAGCCAUGUGUUUUUCUUCUGUCACAGUUCACCAGUAUCUUUGCCAAUGAGCCUUAAGAUUUUUAUAUAGCGCCAAAAUUGAGCUUUUACUUAAAAUUUAGAUAGAAAUCUUUCCCUUUCAGAUACAGCACAAACUCUUCAGUUAAAAGUAAAUGAAGCUUCUAGACUAUUUUAUAUUGUACAUAUUUCUUUCCAUUGGGUAUUCAAAAGAAAUUUAAAUUUGGGUCUCUUUUGUGAUAAAACAUUUCAGAUUUGUGCACUCAUUGGCAAACAGCAAAAUUUUCAGUUCCUCAAACAGUAUAGGCAUUCUGUGGUUUUCGACGGGGUAGAGAUAGUAGUCUUCAUACUUGAGACCAUUUAGAAUAGGGCUAUUUUUCUUAGAGCCAAGUUUGGUCCGAUGGCACACUUUAGCCUUAAUUUUGGCAACCGCUGGCAAAAAGGUCUUGUCAGAAUACUUUAAUAAAACUCCCUCUACUGCCUCUUUUUAAAAUAACUGAUCCAGUCUGUUUUUUGCAGCAUGAUGUUUUCAGUAUUCCAUAGGCAGGUCCACCGGAAAACUGCAGAAAAUGUGAGAUUUCCUGAUAAAUAUUUCACAUUUAAAGCCAUAUCUUAAAAGCUGGAGAACAUGGCACAUAUUCACUUCUUCCUUUUUUCUCCUCCUGACAAAAGAAUUCAAUUAAACUCUGGUUUCAGGGACUUCAGGAUGCUUAUCUUGCCAAGAAGUUAGAAAAGCGGAUGGUAACUUAAAUGCUUUUGUUUUAAAAAGUCUGAACAGUUCUUUCAAUUAUGUUAGUCUGCACUGAAAAAAGGACUCAAAAGGACAUUUUUCAGAAUAUUAGGUAUUUUUAAAAUUUAAAGUCAGCUUGUAAGUAGAAAUAGAAUUUUAUGGAAACGUUAGACGGUUUAGACACCUCCCUCCUCAGCAAAGUAUGAUACACACCAACACAAGGCAAACAGCAGUAAAUUGGUUUCAAAGUUGGGUUAACAUAGGAAAAUGUUGAUAGACUAUCUGAUGAGACUCAUUGGUACUGACUGGGAAGUAUUCUGCUUUAAAAAUGUUAUGUGUUAAACUGUUUAAAGAAUAGCAUGUAUUUAGUGAUAAAUGCAAAAUAUUUUAAGUUUGAAAUGGUUCACGGUUAGUCUCUGGGCUCUUAAACUUGUACUGUGCCACAAGCAAACUAAGGAAAACCCUAGUUAGCUCAAGCGCAGUACAUGUGUAUUUAAAAAGCUUCCUGUCCCAAGUGACAUCAUUUGACAUUUUGUUAAGGAACCACGGUACUUUUGAGUUUUUGACUGUUUUUCACAGUUUGAAGAUUUUGUAAUUGAAAAGCAGUGACUACACAAUGUUUUAACUGCAGAUUGUGAACAGCUGGUUGUGUAAAACUGCUUAAUAAAAACUAGACUUGUUUUUCAAA